UAAAGUAUCGAUUCACAUUGGUUUGUUGGUGAAUGGAGUGCGUUAGAAAAGGGAUUAGACAGAAGCAGAAAGAGACAAGUUAGCUGAACAUAAAGGUGAGGUUACGUGUACGUUCAUCUCUCAAAGUAGUGCCAACCAUCAAUAAUAACAUCACCCUAUUUUCCAUUGUAUCAUUCCAUUUCUUGCAACUGGGCUUUGUUUUUCUGCUGCCACAAUCUCAGCCAUAGAUAACAGAUUAUUACCACUACAUAAACCUUGUAAGUUGUAGCAUACAACAACAUAAGGAGAAUCAGAACCACUUCUCUUUAAGGAUGUUGGAAGGAAAAGCUUUGGUGAAAGAAACAGACAUGCCACUGAAGAUGCAGAUCCAUGCCAUGGCCUCUGCUUCUCAGGCCCUUGAUCUUCAUGAUGUUUCUGAUUGCAUAUCCAUUGCUGCCCAUAUCAAAAAGGAAUUUGAUAGUGUGUAUGGGAAUGGUUGGCAAUGUGUGGUGGGAUCCAAUUUUGGGUGCUAUUUCACCCAUUCAUCAGGGACUUUCAUCUAUUUUGCUCUGGAGACCCUUAAUUUUCUUAUCUUUAAGGGAACAUCUUGAUUUAUGUGCAAUCUGAGUUAGAAAACAGGGUUAUUGGGGGAAGAAUCCAUAGCUUCUUUAUUCAUCCCUCUUGAUCUGAUUUUGUUCCAUGCAUUAGCAGAACAUUUCAGAUGUUACAGCAUGAGCAUGGAAGAGUUAUUGAAGUGUCUCCAUUAUACUCUCACAAAUCGACUUUUCGACAACUCUGGAUUCUCCUAUGUCAAUAUCAAUCCAACUAUGAUUGAUAUGUUGUCUCUGCUUUAAGUGAAAAAGAGUAAAAUAAAUAAAUUUGUCUGAGCUUUAUUCGUUUCUUUUAA
Cajanus cajan (pigeon pea) is the source of this 886-nucleotide messenger RNA. RefSeq lists its product as uncharacterized. Gene Ontology annotation, molecular function: dynein intermediate chain binding. Gene Ontology annotation, biological process: microtubule-based process. Lineage: Eukaryota; Viridiplantae; Streptophyta; Magnoliopsida; Fabales; Fabaceae. The record is from RefSeq and is a predicted model, not a curated record. Gene Ontology annotation, cellular component: cytoplasmic dynein complex.